Molecule: messenger RNA, 364 nt
Organism: Paramecium sonneborni
Lineage: Eukaryota; Ciliophora; Oligohymenophorea; Peniculida; Parameciidae
Source: the annotation of a GenBank genome assembly
AUUAGAUAAAUCCAAUAUUUUUUAUAGUAUAAUGGACAAGCCGCCAAUAUAAUCUCGAUAAUUUUCAAGAUAAAAAAGUUAGCCACUUAUAAAACCAAUAACUCCCUAAGUUUUUUAUUAUUUUAUAUAUUAAUAGAACAACUUUCGAAUUAGCAGUCAUAAUUAAUAUUAAACUAAAACUAAGUAGCAAAAAACUUCCAAUAAUUUUUUUAAUAAUAGUCAGGAGUGUUUAAAAAAAGGAAAUGCGAAUUAAAGUUAAAAGAAAUUGGGAUAAGAUUAUAAGUAAUUUUAUUUUGAGAAGGAAGAUCAAGAAGAAGAAGUUUCAUUCAAAUAAUUAUGUUUAGAAAUGAAUAAAUUGUUAUGA